AUGAGGGGCCUCUCAUCUUUGAUUGCUGUGACAGCUGUUGUUUCGACUGCAUCGGGUGCUAUUGUCCCUAUACACACUGGCGAAUGUUUAUCACACGCACAUGCAUCAUCAGCUGCCGAUACGAGACCGUCUUAUUAUUAUGGCGUUCCAAUCGACUGGGCGCUUGAAUCGUCACUGGCGGGCUUAAUAGGGCCACCGGCAACUGCUACUGUGCAUCAGAAUCUACAAAGUUCGCCUCCAUCGGGCAAGUCGAGCGCUCUGUCGAAGGCAACAAGGUCUGCAUCGACGGGAGAUGGCAUUUUGGCAAAGACAACUGGGGCAUCGUUACCAUCGCAUGCGACAACUGAGCACACCUCCGAAACCUCAACAAUUGCGCGGGUUACUUUGUCAAAUGUGGAAAGCUCCGCGUCGAUGGCGACCAAAGCUACUACCACUACCUCGCCGAAGGUUGCUACGACCAAAGCGCGGAACAAUUUGGUCACCACGAAGAGCCGAACAUCCAGUACCCAUACUACCUCGCCGCAUCCAACCACUGUGAAAACGAGACCCAGUAGCUUAACCAAAACGCGUACUUCGCUGGGAACCUCGGACCAUUCAACGAGAUCGAGCACUUUAUCAACCAAAGCAAGUACAUCGUCACGGAGAUCCACCGUUUCAACCAAGCCCCAUCUUGCAUUGGUCAAUCCAACCUCAUCGCCAAAUAUCCACAAAUCUCACUCACCGGUCACUAAGACCUGUGAGGCCCCUUCCACUAAGUCCCCCGAGACCUACUGGUUGGACGAGCAGGACCACAAUCUACAAGGAGCGGGCUUCGCACCUUAUGCCAAAACCUCGCUCUACCCCGUGUAUCGCAAUGUGAUGGACUACUCCGUGGUCAAUGAUGGCACCGGCGACCAAACACCGAAACUGCAGAAGGCUAUCGACGAUGAUGGAGUCGGCGGCAGCCGUAAAGGCCAGGGUGUCACACGCUAUCCAGCCCAGGUUUAUCUCCCAGGGGGCGAGUAUCAGCUCAAAUCUACCCUCAAUCUGACUGUCGGGACCAUUCUUGUCGGCAACCCAUUGAACCCACCCGUCAUCAAAGCUGCACGGGGUUUCGUCGGCGACUAUCUUGUCAUGGGAUAUGAUUCGCAUAACGGCAACCCAGAGACCAGCUUUGCAACCCUCAUGAAGAACGUGAUUCUGGAUACUACAGCUCUCAACGGUGACCGUCAUUUCACCGCCCUCCAAUGGGGAGUUGCACAGGGGUCAGGUCUGACGAAUGUGAAAAUCCGCAUGCCGACCCAGUCAACUGGUCAUAUUGGAAUCAAUGUCAUUGCCGGGUCAACAGUCGCUGUUACGGAUGUGAGUAUCUUUGGCGGAGCGGUUGGAAUCGAGAAUUCCAAUCAACAGGUCAACUUCAAGAACAUCUAUUUCCAGGGUUGUGGAAUAGGUUUCAAGGCCACUGGUGGCUGGACGGUACUUUUACAGCAGGCCACCUUUGAUGGCUGUGGCACGGGCAUCGACAUGACCGGCAACGGCCUGGGCAGCAUGGUGCUCCUUGAUUCAACUGCCGCCAAUACUGGCCCGGUGAUCAAAUUCUAUGACUCGUCCAAGGAUUCUGGAGCUCAGAAUAGCCAGUUCCUGAUCCAGAACCUCCACCACGACACCGGUAACGCUAUUGCAGUGGACAACAAGGGCAAUGUAGUGCUGGCUGCCACUCCUCAUGUCGAUACAUGGGUCUGGGGGACUGUCGUUCCAGAGCACUACGAGACUGGCGCAAGCUGGGCCACGAAACGGCCCUCGGCAUUGCUUUUGGGAGACAAGUACUUCACCAAGGCGCAGCCCACUUACGAGGAGUACAGCACAUCAUCUAUCGUCAAUGUCAAGCUUGUAUCCGAGCACGUGGUCAAAGGCGAUGGUAAAACCGACGACACCAACAGCCUCAACGCUAUUUUGGCUGAGAAUGCCAAGACCUGCAAGAUCACUUACAUCCCCUUCGGUGUGUAUCGAGUCUCGGACACUAUCUUCGUUCCGGUUGGAACCCGCAUUGUCGGAGAAGCGUGGUCUGUGAUCUCUGCAUACGGUGAUAAGUUCAAGGACUCGGGCAACCCAAGACCCGUCAUUCAACUUGGUAAUCCAGGGGAUGUUGGUGUGAUUGAGAUCCAAGACAUGCGGUUCUCCGUCGGCGAGAUUUUGCCAGGUGCCAAAAUCAUUGAGAUCAACGCCGCAGGGAACGAACCCGGCGAUGUAGGCCUCUGGAACACGAUGGCCAUGGUGGGCGGGACCGCAGACACCAGCAUUGCCACUGCUUGCACGUCGCAAGACCCCAAGGACUGCAUGGCUGCUUUUAUGGUUAUGCACUUGACCGAGACAUCCUCUGCGUACAUUGAAAACUUCUGGGGCUGGACGGCCGACCACAACCUCGACAGCGAAUCAAUUCUCACCAUUAUAUCCACUGGACGCGGUAUCUUGGUUGAAUCCACCAAGGGCACCUGGCUGACAGGUACGGGCUCCGAGCAUCAUUGGCUGUAUAACUACAACUUCCACAACGCCUCGAACGUCUUUGCCGGACUACUCCAAACCGAAACCCCAUACAUGCAGGGCGAGGGUGAGUACCAGAACGCACCGGCGCCCUGGACAGCUCUUGCCAAAUAUGGGGACCCCGAUUUCUCGUGGUGUGCCGCCAACGACCAAAAGUGCCGCGCUGCGCUAGCCACCAAUGUCGACGGCGGAUCCAACAUUGCCCUCUACAAUUCAGCGGCCUGGGCCUUCUUCGACGGGUACUGGAAUGGUCUAUACAAUGAGCCUUGCAACGGGAACUGCCAGUCCAACAUGAUGCGAGUCACGAAUAACCCUCAGAAUCUGGUUUGGUACUCCAUCAGCACCCGAAUGACGGACGUCAUGGUGCUCGAUGGGAAGACUAACCCCCGUCAAGCGGACCACAAAGGUGGAUGGGAAGCCAUCAUCCAGGUGUAUGGGCAGUUUACGGCCUGA
Molecule: messenger RNA, 2973 nt
Organism: Penicillium bovifimosum
Lineage: Eukaryota; Fungi; Ascomycota; Eurotiomycetes; Eurotiales; Aspergillaceae
Product: glycoside hydrolase family 55 protein
Exons: 3
Coding region: 1-2973 (990 amino acids)
Molecular function (GO): polygalacturonase activity
Source: RefSeq, a predicted model, not a curated record